This is a messenger RNA of Rhizophagus irregularis DAOM 181602=DAOM 197198, 435 nucleotides long. Lineage: Eukaryota; Fungi; Glomeromycota; Glomeromycetes; Glomerales; Glomeraceae. The record is from RefSeq and is a predicted model, not a curated record.
AUGAGUAAUAAAUAUACCGAUAUUAUUAAUUUAAUGCAAGAUAAGGCUGAGUAUGAUCCUAUCUGCAUUGACGAUCUUAUUCCACAUAAUGUUUUUCAAGCUGCAUAUUUGGAAGAAAUGGAACUUCCAUUUAAUAUGACAUUAUAUCGUUACUAUAGUGGGAAUUAUAUUGCGCACAAGUCAUUACCAAAAUACAGUACACGGCAAAUGAGAAAAAAUGUGAUUAAUAAAUAUUCACUUUAUACACGAUUGUCACCUGCUAUAUUAUGUACACUAUAUCAAGAUCUUACUGGAAAUGCGAUAAGCAAUUCAAAUUUGAUAUCUCAAGAAGUACAAGAACGCAUAAAAUUGAUGUAUGAAACUCAAGAUCCAAAUAUUGUAUUUGAUUUACGAAAAAAUGGAGGAUUUAAAGGAACUAAAUUUGAUGAAUUUUAG